AUUCGGACGAAUAGGAAAACUCCAGCAUAUAAAUAAUUUAACCAAUAAAAAGGGUUUUUUAUAUAAAAAACGAAGAUAAUAUAAUGUCAGUACACGCUUCGGCUUUUUACAUACGAUUUUCGAAUUAAUUUACGGGAGGAGCGAAUACGAAACAAUCAUGAGGUCAUGUGUUGUCGAAUCAGGUGCUAUUGACUCUCGUCAUUAUUAGUUUUUUAAGUGCAUAAUGUGAUAGAAAAUCGAAAGACGACCACCAGAAAAUGGAGAGUACGCAUUUCUACAGAGUACUGUACGUUUUAGUACACGCUAUCUAUACAAUUGUAGAGGUAAUUUGGAACGCGACGUUGUGGAUCGUUCGCGAAUUCGAACUGAUACAUUCGCGAUACAAAAACGUACGAAAAAGACUGUUUACCCUAAGCAAAACUCCGAAACAUUUAACCGUCAUCGUCGGCCACGAUGAUUGUAGUUUAAGAGAUUUAACCAACCUCAUAAUUUGGUGCAUAGCCGUCGAAAUUCCCUAUAUAAGCUUCUACGAUUUCAAAGGUAAAUUGAAGAAAGAAGAGGAGCGAUUCCGGUCGAUGGUAGAGUCUCAAAAGCAUUCCACGGACCACAUCGUGUGGCACAGAACGGCCGGAACGUACAAAAACGGCUUCGUGGGCCGUAAAAUCCACGUGAAAAUACUAACGGAAGAGGACGGUAGAGAAAACAUAGUAAAUCUAACUAAAGAAUUAGCCGUAGAUAGAGAUAGAGCGAACGGUAUCAGUAUAGAGUCGAUUAACGGAUGGCUGCUGGAACGGUUCGAGUUCCCCGAUCCCGAUAUGGGAUUGGUCUGCGGCGGGCGUUUGCACAUCCUGAACUAUCCCCCCUGGCAGUUGAGGUUGACUGAAUUCUUUAGAUUAAACGAUUUAUCCAACAUCACAUUUUCCUCGUUUUUAGAUUACUUGGAGAUGUUUUCCAAAUGCGAACAGAGAGUGGGAACGUAAUUUUUUUUUUAUAGUUUACAUUUCAAUUAUUCUAUUUAUUAAAUAAAAUCGUACUGAAUGUUA
Molecule: messenger RNA, 1043 nt
Organism: Phyllotreta striolata
Lineage: Eukaryota; Metazoa; Arthropoda; Insecta; Coleoptera; Chrysomelidae
Source: the annotation of a GenBank genome assembly